UUUUCUUUCUUACGAAACUUUUAUACGCAGAACACUCUUUUUUUCAUGACAAACGAGACGUUUUCUCCUUUAGAGAAGUUGCCUUAAUCUUGCUGUUUUAGAGAUGAAGUUUGUGACAGCCCUUGUACUUUUGGUCAUCUGCUAUGAGAUAUCAGUGACGGAACAGAGUAAGACUAAAGGAGAGGCUCUAAAAGUGUUCAAACGAAGAGCCAAACGAAAUUCUGCAACGAACUGCGUUGGAAUAGCGAACAUGGAUGCGUACCUAGAUUCGGUAUUAUGGAAUGCCAAAAGUCAAAUUCCCGACCCUAUGGCUCUCCCUGAUGCCGAAAAAACUGUUCGUUUCAUAAACGGCGAAGUUCGUGGACUGUCUACUCUAUAUAGGAGUGGACACUCAUAUAUAUCUUGCAGUAAAAACUCAGUGGCUAUUCAGACAUCACUGGGACUCCGAGAUCUUAAGGGAUCCUACCAGUGGAAAAAGAAAUUAGGUUUCUUUCGUCUCAAAGGACACAUCUCUAUUGAGGUAACGAACUUCCAAGCUGUCAUUAAGAUCAGUCAAGAUCUCUAUGAACCCAAACCACAAUUGGACUCUUUCGAGAUUACAAAACUCAGCGGGAUAAAAAUAAAAAUUACUGGUUUGGGGCCGUUAACCUACCUAAUAUCCAAAUUUUCUACCUUUGUUGCCUCAAUCUUUCGAAAGAAAAUUGCAAAUGCUGCAGAAGGACCAAUAAGAAACGCCAUUCAAUCGGCUCUCAAGAAAGUAAAACCAGUUUUGCCCGAGUACUAAAUUUCGUUCUAAUUAAUCUCACAUUUCUUGUAUUAUAAUCCAUUACUACGAAAUAAGAGUAAGGGUUUUAUGCAGAAAAAAAUACACAAAGGAAUAUAUAAACAGAUAUUUUAGAAAUUAACUGUUAGAUCUCGGAGGUUAAAGGUAAUCAAUUUUUAGUUUUUUUAGCUAAUAUUUACUCAGAUUUUGUUUAAAAGCUCUGUUUUAUCUAAUAAAUUCUCAUAAAUGUAUUUCUCGCCGGGCUCAUUUUAGUAACCAGCUUAAAAAUAAUGUUCCAUUAUUGAGUGACAUUAACUGCAAUUUUCAUUUGUUUCCGAACGUAAGCUGAUCUAAGCUUCAUAAGAAGUACAUAAGAAUCUUCCAUACAUGCACUCUUUCAUUAUUGAAUUUCCAGAAGCAUUAUGUCUACUUUUACAUGUAAGAAAGUCACUAUACUGAUUAGAUGUACUUUAUGCAUUGAACGAGUUUGACUCUGA
Limulus polyphemus (Atlantic horseshoe crab) is the source of this 1260-nucleotide messenger RNA. RefSeq names its product mite allergen Lep d 7-like. Bases 104 to 784 code for a protein of 226 amino acids. The transcript is spliced from 3 exons. NCBI's taxonomy places the organism in Eukaryota, Metazoa, Arthropoda, Merostomata, Xiphosura, Limulidae. The record is from RefSeq and is a predicted model, not a curated record.